Molecule: messenger RNA, 459 nt
Organism: Cooperia oncophora
Lineage: Eukaryota; Metazoa; Nematoda; Chromadorea; Rhabditida; Trichostrongylidae
Source: the annotation of a GenBank genome assembly
CUGUUAGGUUCUACAGAAAUAGUUUCAUUUGUUUUUGUUCAGAACGCCGAUGGUGUUUUGGCUUAUUUGGACGCAGUGGAAAAUGCAAAACGCCAUCAAGCCGAAGCUGCCCGAGCUCAAGCUGCGGCGGAAGAAAUUCAGAGCAGAUACGAUGAGCUGAACGAGCUCCAAACCAGUGUCAUCAAAGACAACACAAGAUUGUAUGAAAGGAAUGCCGAGCUCGAAGCGCGUGCGGAGAAAUUCGAUGGUGAAAUAAAUAGUUUGAACGAAGACUGGAAAAAGAAGUUGGAGAAAGAGAAAAUGGAAUGGGAUGAAGCGCAUCGAGAAAUUGAGACGGAAUGUGCACAAAUGAAAAAGCAGCUCGUCGAUCUACAGGAUGUUCUAGCGACUGUUACUCGAGACGCUACCGAGAAUUCGCGCAGGUCAACAGAUCCACUUUCAACAUAUUCUUUAUUAUAG